Molecule: messenger RNA, 3540 nt
Organism: Striga hermonthica
Lineage: Eukaryota; Viridiplantae; Streptophyta; Magnoliopsida; Lamiales; Orobanchaceae
Source: the annotation of a GenBank genome assembly
AUGGCAGAUGAGACUCUUACAAAUGAGGAAAUACAAGUGACAAAGCUAUCUGAGGAAGCUCAGGGCAAUGGGGUUCCGAUUAAGAUAUUAGAAGAAGAUACUGCUGAAGAAACAAAGAAAGAUGAGGAAACAACCCUUGAUGGGGAGUUCAUAAAGGUGGAUAAAGAGUCCCUCGACGUGAAAGACCAUUCUAACGCCGAGGAAAAACCGUCUGCGGUCGAGCACGCAAAUACGGACCCCGAACCCACGCGGGAGCUGCUGGAAUCACAGGAAAAAAUCAAGGAGCUCGAAAGUGAACUGCAACGACUUUCUCACUCGGCAAAGGAGGCUGAGUCCGAGAACACCCACCUGAAGGACGAACUCCAGCAGACCAAAGAGAAGCUCCUAGAAUCCGAAAAGAAGCACGAGGAGCUCGAGGUCAGCCACAAUGACCUGCUCGAAAAAUUCACGGAUGCUGAAAACAGGUACAGUGAUCAGCUCAAGACUCUUCAGCAGUCGUUACAAGCUCAUGAAGUGAAGCACAAGGAGUUGGCUGAUGUGAAAGAGUCCUUUGACCGUUUGACCCUCGAGCUCGAGACCUCUAGCAAGAAGAUUCAAGCGCUGGAGCUUGAAUUGCAAAAUUCAUCUGAAGAAGCCCAGAAAUACGAGGAGCUGCACAAGCAAAGCGGUUUAAAUGCUGAGGCUGAAACAAAAAAGGUUUUGGAAUUCGAAAAUUUGCUUCAGGCGGCAAAAUCUAGCACCAAAGAUAUGGAAGAACAAAUGGUUUUGCUAAAGGAUGAGCUCAAAAGCUUGUACGACAAAAUAGCCCAGAAUGAGAAGGUCGAGGAGGCGUUGAAAAACGCUUCUGCAGAGCUUGCUAGUGCUCGUGCCGAGUUGGAAGGGUCGAAAUAUCAUGCAGAGGAAGUCGAGCAGAGGCUGGCUUCGAAAGAGACGCUUAUAAGCGAGUUGACCCAAGAAUUGGAAGUCAUGAAAGUUGCCGAGUCAAAGUCCAGAGACGAUGUUGCAUCACUCGAGAAUCUGGUAGAGGACAUAAAGGCCAAGCUUAAGGAGGGACUCGAUGCAAAGGAAAGAGUUGAAGAGUUACUGAAAAACGAAGAAAAUAAAACUAAAAUCGCACAGGAAGAUUUGGAAAAAGUUGUUACAGAAAAAUUGGACCUGGAAAAUGCCGUGUCUGAUUUAACGAACAAAACCAUCCAAAUGAAAGAGCUUUGCGACGAGCUGGAAGCCAAGCUAGGCCAGUCCGAAAUUUUAUCAGAAAAGGUUUCCCAACUCACUGAAGAUCUCAGGAAGGAGGUUGAUGAGAAGCUAAAUCUAGAAGCCAACUUGCAAGAGUCCCUGUCCAAGUUAUCUGAGAGGGAUUCUGAGGUGGUUGAAUUGAAGGCCCGAUGUGCCGAGCUUGUGGUAGACCUGAAGAAUGCGAGUGACAAUUGGGCCGAGCAUGAGGGACGGGCCAACACGAUUCAUCAACGUAGCCUGGAGCUUGAGGGCUUAAUUCAGGCAUCUGAUUCCAAAGCCGUUGAUGCGGAGAAAAAGGUUGGGGAGCUGGAAUUACUUCUCGAGACCGAAAAAAACAGGACUAAAGAGCUCGAGGAACAAAUAAUAUUGCUAGAGAAAAAUCGAGAGAAUUUGGAGGCGGAUUUUGCGAAAACCAGUCACAAGGCUUCUGAACUUGAGGCUGAGCUCGAGGCAGUCAAAUCAAAAGCGUCGAGUUUGGAGGAUGCUUUGCAAGCUUCGUCGGAAAAGGAAAAGGAACUUGAAGGAAUCUUGAAUGCAGCUACUGAGGAGAAUAAUAGUCUAAAGGCAAUAUCAAGGACCUCGGAUGAGAGGCUAUCUGCAUUGCAAAAUGAAUACAAUGUUGCACUGGAGAGGUUGGGGAACACUGAGAAUGAGCUUGAGGUUAGUAGGCAAAACGAAAACCUACUUAAGGAUAGUCUGGAUAAAGCCGAGAAGUCCUCUGAACAGUUGAGCAUAGAGAUUGCUGAACUAAAAUUGGCAAAAGAAUCACUUGAGUCAGUGCACGAAUCACGAACAUUGGAAGUGAAUGAGAACGCCUUGAAAGUGGAGUCCUUGGAAAGGCAAGUCAAAAGUUAUGAAGCCCAACUUGCAGAAGCUAAUGAAAGAUAUGAAGAUGUGAUUAAAGAGCUCAAUGAGAUUCUGGAGAAGCUAGCCUCGUCUGAGGGAAAUAACGAGGAACUAAAGAGACAAAUAUCGGAGGUGGAAGGUAAAGCCGACGUGUUAUCCACAGAAAAUGCAAACUUAUCUGAAAAAGUUAAGGAUCUCGACGAAAAGCUGAAAGCUGCAACUUCUGAGAUGGAAGUCUCGGCAGGGCAGCUUGCUUCUCACAUGAACACCAUCAGUGAACUAACUCAGGAGCACUCGAGAGUCUCGGAGCUUCAUUCGGUGGCUGAAGCCCGAAUUUCAGAAGCCGAAGCUCAGUUGGAGGAAGCUAUUCAGAAAUCUAGCCUGAAAGAUUUGGAAGCUAAGGACUUGUAUGAAAAGUUGAAGGCAUUUGAAGCACAGGUGAGUGUGUAUGAAGAACAGGCUAGGGAAGCAUCCGCUGUUGCAAAAAGCCGUGAAUUAGAGAUUGAGCAAGUUUUGUUGAAAUCGAAAGAAUUGGAGAGUGAGUUAGAGAGCAAGUGUGGCCAGUUGAAGAAGGAGAAUGAAGUUCUUGUUGAAGCAAACUCGAAACUCACCGAGGAAUUGGGUACGUUUAAGUCUGAGAUAAGCCGCUUACAAGCAAAUUUGUCCGCUGCUUCGUCUGAGAAAGAACAUGCAGUUGAGGAAUUGAAUGUUGCAAGAAAAGAAAUAGAAGAGCUAACGCAGAAGCUUGCUUCUGAAGGCCAAAAACUACAGUCUCAAAUAUCAUCUGUAAUGGAAGAAAACAAUUUGCUCAAUGAGACAUUCCAAAGUUCCAAGAAUGAUCUCCAAGCUAUGAUAAUGAAUCUUGAAGAGCAGUUGAAACAACAAAAGUCACAUGAAGAUGCUCUGAAAUCUAAGCUGGAAAUCUUGAAUUCUGAUGUUGCUCAGAAAGCUGAGUUGGAGAAUCAUCUGAAGGAGAUCAAAGAACAGUUGGCAACCGCAGAAGCUCGUUUGAAAGAAGAGAAGGAACUGAGCUCCCAAAAGGACCUGGAACGAGAAGCAGCUUUAAAGCAUUUAGCUGAAGAGUUCGAUACAAAGCUAAACACUAAGGAAAAAGAAAUGGAUCUUUUAGAAAACAAACUGAAAGAUUUUGAGCAAAAGUUGAAAGAUGUUGAGCAGAAGUGGCAGCUUGCUGAUGCUAAAUUCAAAGAAAAGGAUAUUAGAGGAGCUCCCUCAGAACAAAAGGAUGAAAAUAUAAAAUCUCGGGAGAUCGAUUUAUCUUCUUCAGCUCCUAUCAAAAGAAAGAGCAAGAAAAAGACAGAGACAACUUCAGGUCAAGCACUAUCCUCAGCUACACAGGUUCACACUGCUGAGGAAUCUUCAUCUAUGAACUUCAAGUUCAUUCUAGGCGUGGCACUUGUUUCCAUUGUCAUUGGUGUUAUUCUUGGAAAAAGGUACUGA